This is a messenger RNA of Schistosoma mattheei, 9599 nucleotides long. NCBI's taxonomy places the organism in Eukaryota, Metazoa, Platyhelminthes, Trematoda, Strigeidida, Schistosomatidae. The record is from the annotation of a GenBank genome assembly.
AUGAGUAUAUCUCUUCUUUUCGACGAGGAAGCGUAUGAGAAGGUUUCUGAAGUUAAAAAACCAAUAUUUGUAUUUGACUGGCUGUGUUCACUGGAAAAACGAUUAGUGGCAGAAAAUAGACAGGCUAUCAAGGAAUGCCAAGAAGAUCUUGUGCAACAACUGUUGUCUCACCUGACGCAUGCUCCUGGACGUCCAACACACAAGCUUUUGGGCCGUUGUUUCGCCAACCUAUUUUUAGUGGGAGACUCGCUUUUGCUUUAUACAGCAGUGAACACAUGUAACGCGCUUCUAAAAUCCCGAGAUGAUGGACUUGCUUGCAUCAAUAGUCGUCUAGCCGCAUUAAGCUGCCUCGGAGCCAUAUACAAACGCCUUGGACGUAUGAUAGGUCGGUCUUUUGAAGACAGCGUUAUCAUAAUGGUGAAGUUGAUCAAACAGUCUGAGUCACUAGUUCGAUGUGUUGGUUCAGCCAGUAUUGUGUGUCACAAAGAAAUAUAUAAAGCGGUGAAAAUCUGCAUGACGGAUCGAGUACUCUAUGUGCGUGUUGCUGCGGUGAAAUGUCUUUACUUCCUGGUUGACCAUUCUCAUUCAAUUCAUACCAACGCAUUAGAAGCUACUGUAAGUUUGUGUUUGCGAUGUAUGGAUGGAUCCAAUUAUGCAACUCGACUUGAGACCGCACAUACUUUGGGUCAUUUGUUAGCAAAAACUCAGCGUAAAAGGGUUGCAGAUACAGGAUCUGAUGCAUCCAGCAGUGGAACAGUUGGGACGUCUAAUAAUUCGCGGAGUAAACCUAUCUCACUUACAGAUGCAUUGUCAUUAUUGUCGUCAGGAUUUUUGAAAGGUCCAGGUGGGUUUUUAAAAGGUACCAGUGCUACUGAUAUGAUUAAAGGAACUAGUCCAGUUAAUCGAGAAGUUCGUGUUGGUGUAACGUAUGCUUACAUUGAAUUUAUUGUUGAAAUGGGGCCGUUAUGGUUUGAAACUAAUUUGUCAACUAUACUGACACAUUUAAUGAAUCUUUUAUUAGUUCCACGUGCUACACCAACACAUGUCGAGGCUAUAUAUGCACGUCAAUGUAUACAAUAUCUAUUGGGUACUGUAUUUCGACACUUAUUGUCUGAAUCAAUUCAAUUAGUUGCGAUUAGUGAAUUGAUAAAGAUAUUAGUAUAUCAUUUACAAUAUUUACAAAAUCUUCAUGUGAAUGAAUAUUCAAUGAACGACGGUGAUGUGUUUCAACAGAUAUUCUCUUCAUCCUCUUCUUCCGUAACACCUACUCUUAAUAAUAAUGGUAAUACAAACGAACCAUCAGAUUCGUUACCGAAUGAUAUUUUCAGUGAGACUGGUAUCAACGUAACACAUGGGGAUAAUCAGGCAACUAGUAAUGUACAUAAUUUGGAUAGUGUUGUGGAACCGGAUAGUGGAAGAGUGAGACGUGGAAUUGGGCGUCAAGCAGCAACAGCGACAAUAACCACAACAGCUACUACGGGUGGUAGCAGUUCCCGUUCGAAUCGGGAACAACAACAUCAGCACUUAGUUAUUUGUGUGUUAGAUAUAAUUAGUCAACUAAUUCGUUGGUUAGAUUCACUAGUUGUUCAACUUUUGGAUCAACCCACUCAACUAACUGAUGUACUAUGCACAUGUUUAUCACAUCCAGUACAGGCAGUUCGUUUGGCAGCUGCAUCGUGUUUAAGGCAGUUAGUAAUUGUUGUACCAAGCCAGCGCAUCCCUUUAUUAAAUAAAUGUUUACAUUGUUUGCAACAAUCUCAUAGAUAUAGUGCUGAAACACUUUUAGGCGUUACUUUUGGCAUAACUGGACUUCUAGCUGGGGUUAAUUAUUCUAUUCUUGGUUUGCCGAAUAAUGUACCAGAUCAAUUGUUUAGUCUAGCUGAAGAGCUUCUACGUGCGGCCAAUCAAAAUAGCCGAUUCGCAUUGGCUCGUACUCAAAGUGGUUGGAGUUUAUUAGCUGCUUGUAUAACUCUUGGACCAAAUGUUGUCAAGCCUCAUUUACCUAGAAUGUUGUUAUUUUGGCGUAAUGCGUUUCCACGCAGUUUACGUGAGCUGGAAGCGGAGAAACAGCGCGGUGACGCUUUUACAUGGCAGAUUAUGCUGGAAUCCAGAUCGGGUGCGUUAUGCUCUAUACAAAGCUUUUUAGAAUAUUGUUCACCACAAUUACUUACUGAAGAUAUAAUUCAUCGUCUUUUACCGCUUAUUGAAUGUGCAUUAAAUAUGCUUGGACAAAUGAAUGAUAUUGUUCGAAUUUAUGGAAAUCACUUAAAAAUAAUAGCUGGUUUUAUUCGAUUACGACUGUAUCGAAUUUUACUUUUACUACCAUCUACAGCAUACACUAGUUCUUAUAGUACAGUUUUACGUGAAUUAGUAGCUGAAUUCACGUUAACUGAUAAUAUAGCAAAUGUAACAACAUCUUUAUUGAAAUCUUUAAGUUGUUCUGAAGACAGUAUCACACUUGGAUCAUGCUUACAGGAUACAGAUCAAAGAUUAUUAGAGGAACAAUUACAAUCAACCAUAUUAAACAAUUCACCUAGGGCAUUAGAACAUGAUCCUUCUUACCUAUAUCUACAUGAUGGUGUUAAUAAUUUACUGGCUACCGAUGUUACCUUGACAAAUAUAUCGAAUACUGAAGAUGAGAAUGAUGAAAAUCUAUCAUUGACAGCUGGAACACUGUUUCAUGGUCCAUCACAUAUUUUACUAAAUAAUAAUAGUACUUUUACUACUUCUAAAUUCUACAGUAUUAAUUCUACCUCAAAUACUAAUACUAAUAAUUUAUCGUGUGGACAUAAUCUUGGAAAUUUUACUAAUUCCACACUUUCAUGUGCAUUACAAUUAACUGGACCCAUACCUGUUAGUGUUACUGUAAUAGAUGCAUCAAUUGAAUUGUUUGGUCGUUUAUUUGCUUGUGUUUCUAUUCGUCAUCGUACACAAAUGUUAGAACAUUUUACUGAAUGUAUUCGUCUUACAAAAUCAAUACGCCAAGAAGCUGUACAAAUUAAUGUUUUCGCUGCUUUAUUAAGUGCGUUAAGACAUUUAGCUGAAACAAAAUCUACAUUCGGUGAUGAUCCAGCGUUAAGAAAAGCUGCUACGAACUUAAUUUUUGCUACUUUGACCAGUCCAAGUGUUCUACUACGUUGUGUGGCUGGUGAAUGUCUUGGAAGGCUUGCACAAGUUGUUGGCGAAUCUGGAUUUUUAGCAGAAUUAGCUCAACAAAUUUUUGAACGUUUGCGUGCUAUUCGCAAUCCGAUUGCAAGAGCUGGUCAUUGUUUAGCUAUUGGUUGUUUACACAGUUAUGUUGGUGGUUUGGCGUCUGGACAACAUUUAAGUUCAAGUGUCGGUGUACUAUUAGCUAUUGCACAAGAUUCCAGUGUGCCCGAAGUACAAGUUUGGGCAUUACAUGCUCUUGCACUAGUUGCAGAAUCAGGUGGUCCAAUAUUUAGAGAAUAUAUUGAACCAAGUUUAAACUUAGUACUUCAGCUAUUACUGAAAUCACCAAGCGCUAUGCAUGAAAUUCAAAGAAGUCUUGGUCGUUUAUUUGCUGCUUUAAUUACUACUUUGGGGCCUGAAUUACGUGGUACAAGCGCUGGUAUAACGUCUGUUCGACAUUCAUGUUUAUUAUGUUGUAUGAUUAUGCGUGAUUCACCGGAUGCUCUACUACAAGCUGAAGGUAUAGCCUGUCUACAACAAUUGCAUAUGUUUGCUCCAAUGCAUGUUAAGUUAGCUGGCCUGGUUCCUGAAUUACAAACCAGUGUGUCCAGUUUCCAUUUGGUCUUAAGACGUGCAGCAUUAUCAUGUUUACGACAAUUAAGUCAAAAAGAGGCUAAGGAUUUGUAUGGUUGUAUGACACUAGGAGGUUUGUUAGAAGAGAAACCUUCUCCUGUUCUUUCUUCAUUUUCUGCUAUCUCCAAUAAAAAUGAUAUGAAUAGUUUUUCGAAAUCAACAACUAGUGAGAAAUUAGAAAAAAAGUUAUUUAGUUUACUUGAUGUUGAAAUGGACUAUCAACUACGCCGAGACAUUGAAGAUACACUUAUUGGAAUGUUGGAAGCAACUGGUACCUCACAACUUUCGUAUUGGUUUACAUUAUUGAAAGAAGUAUUAUUGGUUUCCACUUCACUGAAAACUGAUUUGACCAGUGACAGUAAUAUUGUUAUCAGAAAUUCUAUACAAAAAUCAUCCAGUACGAAUGAAUCAAACUCUAUUGGGGGAGAUAAACUAUCUUCCAUUAAUAACGAUGAUGUAGAUAUAAUGACUGUGUCUGAACGAAAUAGUCGUGUAGACGAAGAAAACAUUAGUGGUUCUAUUCAACCAGAAGAUAAUGAAUAUGAGGAUGUUGACAUUAAUUUUAAACCAAAACAAUCUAAUCAAGAAAUUAAUCAGUUAUUCACUGUCAAAAUUAGGGCCAGAUGCUCAACACGAAUUUUCGCAAUCAGUUGUUUGCGUAUCCUGAUAUCUAACUGUGCCAGAUUGUGCAAUACAACAUUUGUAAAUGAUUCUCUUCCGUAUAUGAAAACAUCUGUAAAUGAUGAUGAUACUACUGAUGAUUCGUUAAUAAAUUCAAAGUCACUCGCUCAUUUUGAUUUGGCUAAAGCUAGAAUCCUACGUUCUCAAUCGGGAAAAUCCGAUUGGCUUAUUCUGUACCUGUCUGAUUUAAUUCGUGUAGCUUUCAUGUCAGCCACAUCGGAUAGUGAACGACUUCGUAUCACAGGUUUAAAACUUAUGCAAGAUGUUAUUCAAAGAUUUUCCCUAGUACCAGAUCCAGACUAUCCAGAUCAUGUUAUUUUGGAACAGUAUCAAGCUCAAGUUUCAGCUGCACUACGACCAGCGUUUAUGAAUAGUUCAUUGUUAAAUUCAUUCGACAAUAUAACAGUUGCACAAUCUUCAACUACCAAUAAUUCCGUAUUAUCUGGUCCAGUUCAACCUAAUCCAGAACUACUAUCUAUAGCAUGUCAAGUGUGCAGUACAUGGCUUACUUCUGGCGUUGGUCGUGAUCCAGAAGAUUUACGUCGUACACAAGACCUUCUAAGACAAGCAUUUGAUAAAUUAAAACUUAACAUAUGCACUGAAGAUCACUCAUCCAAUGUGUCUGCACAAGCUCAACAAGUAGAAUCCUCCCAAUGGAUAUCGGAAAAUUCUGCAAUAGUUGAGAGACUAUCUGUUUUAGCUGCUUGGGCUAAAGUUUACAUUUUGACAGCUGGGCAUAAUGAUGAACAAUUGAUGGAUGAUGAAUCAGAUGAUAUGAUGAAUGAUGAAAGUGAAAAUGACAAUGAUUCCGACUACAGUAUGAUCAUUAAAGGAAUAUCAAUAGAAGAUAUCACAUUAUUCGUUUGUAAACCUGCUCCUUACCUUCAGUCGAGUAGUUGUUCUGCCGCAUCACGUAAAUUUAUCUAUCAUUUAUUAUCGAAAUGGAUUCAACCGAUUCUCCCAAAUUUAAAUAAUUUAUCAACUCAACACUCAUCUAUCUUACUAUCCAAUGUCAAUAAUAAUUAUAUUAAUCAUAAUCUUGAUCUAAUACGUGGAUAUUAUGCACGUUAUUGGCCUUGUAUGACAUAUGCAUUAGCUUUAUGGUUAACUAAUAAUGAAUUAUGUGUCGAAGAGAUUGAUACAAAUUUACCAAAGAAUGAAAUGUCUAAAUCAGCUCGACAAUUCUUUUUAAUUCUAGGUAUGUGUGCAGAAGCUAUGUGUAAUCCAACGUCCAAACAACCAAUAUCCAUUAUUCAUACAUGUUUGCGUUGUAUUCUAUGCCUAUUGGGUAAGCCGAAGUUUCGUGCUUAUCUGAUGCAAUCAUCAACCGAAAUAUCUAUUGAACUAUUACAAAUAUUACAUCGACUUAUACUUACUCGUGAUUGUGUAGAAACACAUUUAUUAUGCUUAGCCAAUGUGAUUCAUAUAAUGAUUGCUAGUAAUGAACGUUUAAUUAAAGAACGUGAUAAUUGGUUAACUAAAGAAUCAACACAGAAUGCAUCUAGUAUGUUUAUUUCACCAGAAUCACAAAAUCCGAAAAAUAAUUGUAUGACAUCAAGUACAAUGUUACAAACUACUGGUCUAAUUGACACUCAAUUAUAUGAACAUGGUGAUGGAGGCUAUUUGUCAAAAUUUUUUGAUCGUAUCACUAAUAAUUCUAAUAUGGACUAUGAUGAAUUUAAUAAAACAUCGAUUAACUGUCAAAUGAAUAAUGGUAUAUAUGGAGGGAAAACAUUUGCUGGUUUACAUCCUGAAAGAUCAAUUGUAUUUACAUGCUUAGAAAUUGUUGUCUGUAUAGUGGCACGCUAUCAAUCACAAAUUGUCAAACAAUUUCCUCUUUCCAAUACUAAAGAUGAUGUUGAAUGUAAAAAUCAUAUUAUUCCAGAGACAACAUGCGCCUCCGAUGUAAAUGCUCCGCUUGUUCUAGCAACAGCUUUGAAAUGUUUAAUCCCAUUAAUUGAUCUAUGCGCUCCAAGAACUCUUUUAAGUACAUUAAGACUUGCUAAACAGAAUCAAAAUUUUCAAUCAAAUGAUUGUGUGAAUAGUAAUAUUAGUGUUGAAAGUGAGAUUAAUCAUCCAAGUACAUCUCAAGCAUCAAUACAUCAACAAGAAUGCUUAUUGCCAAUUCUAUUAGAUUUAUCUAAAGAAAUAGCAAAGAGUAUAUUAAUAAAACCAAUUCAAUGUUCAAAUGUGAAAAGUAAUUUUGCCAAUAAUCCAUUACAAACAAAGAAAUCAAACGAGAUCUACUGUGUUAAUAAUAAAAACAGCAGUUAUAAUAAUAAUAUUAAUCUAUCCAUAUUCAAACCAUAUGAUCUAACAUGUCAAUCAUCGAAUUUAUUCACUUCAUAUUUAAUUGGUGAAGAUGAAACAGAAAUCUCAUCAACAACAACUAAUUUAUCUGUAUGCGCUGUUAAUGAGCUAUUAACAUCAGUGAAAUCAUGUCAACAAAGUUAUCAACAAUAUCGUUUUAUUAAUCAAUUCAUUGGUUGGACUGAACAAUCAGCUGAAUUAGCUGAAGUUUAUAUUUCAUUAUUGAAUAAAUUGGCUGUGCAUCAUUAUCCUGCUCUGUCAGCCAAUUCACCUAAUCAAGAUUUAAAUGUGAAUAAAUAUUCGGUGCAUUUAUCACAAACAGCUGAAAUUCAACCGGAUAGUAGUAGUAUUUCUAGUGUAAAAGAACAAUGUAAUAAUUCAGUUAAUUCUAAUGUCAGUCAAUCUUCAACGAUGGAUAUUAUAAAUGAGAAUACAGUGUUAAAUGCGUUCACUGAAUGGUAUCAUUUAAUUUCAGUUAGUCUAUUAUCAAUCCUACGUCAUGAACAUGAUAAUGAAACAGGAGUUGAUAAUUCUUCACUACCUAAAUGUUGUCUAGCAUCAGCUUAUCUAGUCAGCCGUAUAUGUGCCAAGUGUCCUAUUCAGGUUUUUAAAUCAACAAAUUUAGUCAAUGAGCUUUCAGAACUGCUUUGUCGUGGAUGGUAUUUAUCUCCAAUUUCUGACAAUCAAUCAAAUGGUUUAAUGAAUAAAGAUGCUAAUUCAUUGGAAAAUCCAUUAAUGGAUAUUUCUAAAUUAUUUGAAUCGAAGCUUUUGCAAAAUCGAAUAAUAUGUUUAAGAUCAUUUGGAUUGUUAUGCAAUCAUCAUGAAUCUUCAAUUAGAUCAUUGUUUAUCAAAACAUUAACUCCUCAAGUAUUUCAUUGGUUAUAUGAUCUAACUAAUAUUGUUGAAAUGUAUUCAUCUAAACAACAACAACAACAACAACAACAAAAGUUAAAUACAUCACCUGAUUUAUUCAAUAUUCAAAUUAAUCUAAAUGAACUUGUUUUAUGUUUAAAUGAAGCAUUUGAUUUACUUACUUCAAUAAUUCGUAUCGUUGAAAGUUCAAAUCGUCAAGCUUUAUUAUUAAUUUAUUUACCAUUAUUAUGUAAUCUACUUACAAAUGAAUCGUCUGUUAUAUUAAACCGGUUAAAUUAUAAAAAUAAUAUUAUUUCUAUUACAAAUUCAUUAGAUUUAAUUUAUUUCAUACAUAUUAUUACAUUAAAACAUAUUAUAACAAUAGCUCCAUGUUUUCCAAAUGAAUUUCGUUCAACGUUUCAACUUCUUAAUGAUUUUAAAUUACGUUUAGAAAAUGCAAUAAAAUUCUCUAGUCCAUUAAUUACUACUACUAAUAAUAAUAAUAAUACCAAUCAUGAUUAUAAUCAUUCGAAAUAUCAAUUAACCAAUAAUAUCCCAUUCAUUCAUAACAAUCAAACAAUUCUGAAACAUAAUCCUCAAUCGAAUUUAUCAUCGAUUAAAUUGAAAACAGAUUUCAGUAAUUAUACAUAAAUCAAUAAUGAUAAUUAUCAUCGCGUUUAUAAGAUAAUAUAAUUAUCCAACUUCGUUAUAAACUUAAUUAUAAGUCAAUAUCUAUCAUUUGUAUGUAUUUAUAUGAUCUCAAAUGAUGGUCAUUUCAUUUUUGUCUUAUUUGUUUAAUUUAUGUUCUUCUAGCUUUGUUGCUUCUUCUGUCAUAGAAACAGUUGUUAAGUUCUUUGAUAUAAUUAUCACUUAUAAUAGUGAUUCUUAUGAUUGAUAUUAAUUGAUAUGCAUUUUAUCCGGUUAAAUUAUAUUGCCUUCUCUUCCACCAUUUUUAAAAAAUAUUUUUGCUUUCUUUCUUUCUUCUAACUCUUGUUCUCUAUCUUCAAUGAAUUUGUCUACAAUCAUUAUUGAAUGUAAGAAGUGAAAACAACGAAUCUAUAUUGAUUGAAUUAGGUUUAUUGUUGUUAAUGUUGACUGGAUCACCUCAUUUAUUAUCUCAGUAUAAUUUUAAUUUAUGAGUAUUAUUAUUAUUAUUUAUUAAAUUUUAGGUCAAUAAUGUGACGGGAAAGAAAUAUAUCUUUCUGAAAUAUUUCUAAUUUAAUGGAUUAUUUCACGUUGAAUGAUGCCCACAAUUAUAUGUGGUCUUCCCUAUGGUAUAAUACACAUAAAAUUUGUGUAUACUAUGUGUUUUCAUUGUCUUUCGCUAAAAGGAAAAAAAAGUACAUCACAUCAUCAUGUGAACUUUAUAUAUUUCAAAAUUCUUUUUGUAAACAUUUGACUGGCUGUAUGUAUAGUAACUUUUCUCUUAUUGUGAUAAUUAUUUAGAUUGUUAUUGCUUUUAUUGUCGGUGUUGUUGUUGCUAUUGUUAAGAGAAGUUUGUGUUUUGGCUUUUCGUUUAUUUAUUUUUACAUUUAACUGUACUGAUGAUAUUUAUUCAGUGUCUAAUCUGUCUCCUUUCACUGAAUGUUAGAAACUUACGUGAAAACAUUGUAGGUUCUUAUUUCUGUCAUAAUGCAUUAUAUAAUAUGAAAAAAAUAUUUUAUUUGAAUGAUAUUCAUCCUCUUAUUUGCUGUGUAUUGACAAAUCAUAACGAUGAAGUGCUGUGUUGAACAAAUAUGGAUAUUUAUUUAUUCUUAUCUGCAAAAUAUUGUUUUAAUUUUCAUCAGGUUAUAGAUUUCAUGUCAAUCAGUGGAAGGUAAUUAGUAGUAGGAAGCAAUGCAUCUAGGAUUUGUUCUUGUUGAUACUCGUCGGUAAAAUGUAUUUGCAAUGUUGAACAAAACGAUGGUUGUCCUGAAAUUUGUAACCACAGAAAGAUAUGAAUACGGAAAUAGAUUAUAAUUUCCACGUAUGAC